UCAAUAUGGCGGAAUGAUGACGCCAAAACCAACUUCUACGUCAAAGCUGGUCAAAGUUCAUUUGUAUUUUCCCGGGAAAACUAUCUGACGUUCUAAUCCACAUGACCGCGUGUAUUGUACAUUUAAGGAUUACUGACCCCGCAUGUUAGAGCCAUGGCGAAGAUAACAGAGAAGAUACUGCUGGAGAAAAGCUCUCCAAAGACAAACAAACUGGACCAGAUCAAGACCCUCAAUCUGUCACGCAUGGGUCUGAAGAGCGAGGAUCUGCCUGUGCCUCUGCUAUCUAAACUGUGUCGUCUAGAGCAGUUGGAUUUGUCUGGGAACAUGUUGCAGGAGAUUCCCAAAGGCCUCUGUCUGCCCUGCCUGAAGAUCCUGAACUGCUCAAACAAUGAUAUGGAGGAUGUGACGUCACUGGAAGCCCUGAGAAACAUCGAAGAGCUUAGACUAGAGGACAACCUCUACCUCACAGUCAACGAUGAACACAAAGUGAUCUUCCUGUUACCUAAACUGAGGAUGUUCAACGGGAAGGAUAUCAGCUCUACGGCCCAUCAUAUUCGCCAUGGCAGCACUGAGAUCCUCAGGAAGAGAGUGAUUGGUUUGUGGGAACGAAGCUUCACUGUCCCUGAUCCCCAACAAAGUCUGGCUGCUGUGGAGAAGAGUUUUGUUAAUGCUGUGCAAAGCCAAAUCAAAUAUGGCCCCAGUUCCUUGAGUGAUUACACGAAGUGGAGGCUUGAAAUGAUUGCAAAGGAAUAUUUGAAGUCACUGACGUGCAGUGAAGAAGGAAGCAAAGUCACAGACAUAACUCCAACAAAGGAGAAUGAGACUCCUGCAGAGAGAAAGGCUUGUGAUCUUGGUGGUAACAGUGUCACAAGUCCUCAGAAAAGAACCCGAAACAACACCGAGGUGUCUGCAGAGGCCAGUCCACGAAAGUCAAGUCACUUGGCGAGUGCAGCUCCGGCUGAGCCUAGUCCACGAAAAUCCACUCGAGUGCUGAGCACUCCACAGAAAACUGACCCUAUAUUGUCCAGCCCCAGAAAGCAUGCCAGAAUGACCAAUGUGGACACUCCAGAGGGAAGUCCAAGGAAAUCAAGCCGCCUGGAAAAUAUUUCUCAGAACGUUGUUAGCAAAACUGAAAGCCCCAGAAAAGCAUCUAAGAGCCCUGGCAUCUCUAUGCCCACAUCAAGGCCGGCGAAAUGUGAGAGCCCAAGGAAAACGGCUAAAGAUCAGACUACAGCUCAACAAAGCAAACAGACCACUGCUGACACGCCUCGGAAAACUACCAGAGUCAAACUCCGAGUUCCUCAGGAGCCGGUGAGUCUGCAGCCGUUCCAUGUCCUGCAGUGUCACAGUCGACAGGACAGUCCAGACGACUUCAGCACCCAGCUUUGGGCCUGUGCCUUUGAGCCCCCGCUGGAAUGCAGUGGUGGUGAUGUCAGAGGUGGCUCUCGGACCGUUGCCACAUGUGGAGGGGAAACUUUGUGUGUGAUUGACUGUGAGUCAGGACAUGUGCUGAAGAAAUACAAGGUUCCUGGUGAGGAGUUCUUCUCACUAGCAUGGUCCACUGUGCUGAUGUCCAGGACCGGUGGCUCUACCCGACCCUGCAAUAUCCUGGCUGCUGGUGGAAAGAGGGGUCUUGUAAAGCUCAUCCAUCCCCGAGUCAACCUGGCGUUCGGAGAGUUUCGCGUCAGUCGACGUGCCAUUUCCAUUAUGCGCUUCAGUCCACGCAACGUUAGCUUUCUCUUCACUGGAACGUAUGAAAAUAAGAUCUUUUUGUGGGACAUUGGUGGACUGGAUCGUGAUUACAACUUUAAAAUCAGUAAGCUGCUAGUCCUGGAGACGUGCUCCACUCCUCUGCAUCUCUCUCUGCUCCCCACGUCUCCAGACACGCACCUCCUCUCGGCCUGUGAUGACGGGCUGUGUGUCUUUGACAUCGAGCUCAGUAAAAACACACAGAAGAGAAAUGAGGAGAUGGAGAUUGUGUUUCCAGUUUACAAGAAAAAAGACAAGAAAAACACGUACCGGACUAUUGACGGACUGAGCUUCCUCUCAGAUGAUAUAGUGGCAUCCAAGAGCCACAUGCAGGGCUCUAUCUACCUGUGGAGCUGGAGUGCUACGCGUGCAUCUUGGAAUGGCAGAAAGAAAGAGGUGGCAGCUGUUGUUCUGGCAGAGCUGCAGUGGUCCAGCACCGAUGUCCCAUACCUGUCUCUAGGCACCUGUCCAGGUUAUAGUUAUGUGGUGUGUGGGGAUGAGCAAGGCAGACUAUGGAUGUACCAUAUCACAGACACCAUGAUGGAAAACUUCAAGAGUGGAAAAACGAUCUCAGCCACUGAGGUGCUGGAGUGGCCGUCACCGGUUAGAGCUGGAAAGGGUACAUUAGAGGGGCCUUCUAUUAACAGCAUUGCCAUGGAUCCUGAUCUACAGUACUUGGUUGCUCUUACUGACAAGAACAUGGCCGUGGUUUGGAAGAGAGAGAAUCACUGAGAUGUUCAGCUGCUGGCAGUAUUUCUCUUUAUUGCUUUGCAUUUCUGAACUGGACUUGAAUUGAGAUCAUGAUUGUGUGAGGAAAGCCAGAGUUAUAAAGAAAAUGAAGACUUCACCUGUUUUUAAGACUUAUUGUCUCAAAGAGACAGAGAAAGACUAAUUUAGCCAUCAUGUAAAUUUGUCCCUGUUCCACUUUUACGAGUUUUAGUAGGUGAAAGGCAAUUGUUGUUACAUACUCAUUCAUGAUUUCAAAACAUUUGAGUGUUUUUUUUUUCCCCCCUUUUUUUAUGUUGUCUAAAAAUAUAUAUAUUAAAAGGGACCUAUUAUGCCCUUUUUCUUGAUUUUGUUUUUGGGGUCUACUAGAAUUGUUUUUUUUUUUUUAUUGAAUGUUCAAAGAAUAACAUUAUCUUUUUUAAUUUUUUGGCACCAAUGGGCUCUAAGAUCAGCUUAGCUCAUGAUGCAUUUGAGAAGGGCAGCCCUGUUUAGUUCCUGUCUCUAUGAAGCCCCUCCUUCUGAAAAGCACAGUGUGCUCUGAUUGGUCAACUGGACAAGAGUGUUGACAUUGGUCAGUCGCUUUGAGCGCGUUUCAGAAAUGUCACGCCCCUUACUAUAACCACGAGUUUUGGCAUAUUACUAACACAACUUUUUUUCGUUUGCCUUGGGCGGGAAUUAUUUAAGAGGAAUAUUGUGAUGUUGACAUUCCCAGAAGAAAACUCAGGAUAUAGAGGAUAACUCCCUUUGGAGUGGACUUGGUUCUUUGUCCCUUUCAUUUCAGAGAAAUAUUGUCAGAAAAGAAUGACAUUAUUCAAAACAGGACUUGUUAUAUUUUUGUUUUAAUGAAUAAACUGGUGUCAUACACCAUUAUCUUA
Molecule: messenger RNA, 3350 nt
Organism: Megalobrama amblycephala (Wuchang bream)
Lineage: Eukaryota; Metazoa; Chordata; Actinopteri; Cypriniformes; Xenocyprididae
Gene: lrwd1
Product: leucine-rich repeats and WD repeat domain containing 1
Exons: 16
Coding region: 154-2481 (775 amino acids)
Biological process (GO): establishment of protein localization to chromatin; chromatin organization
Cellular component (GO): nuclear origin of replication recognition complex
Molecular function (GO): protein binding; chromatin binding
Source: RefSeq, a predicted model, not a curated record